AUGCGACCAAUAGAAGAGGAAACGAAAAAGGACAUACAGCUGUAUUACACGAUCCGCAGUGAUUCACAUCAGUCGUCAGAUCCUUGCAGGUCCCACCACAACAAGCAGGCAACACACCCGUACAAGGUGCCGCACUGCAAGAACCACAAUUCCGGCUGGGUGCCAGUGCACGGUAAAGCAAGACAAGAGCCACAGCGAUUAGCAUCCGAAUUCAAAUCCACACAUGUCCCGGAACAACAAGCUGGUUUAACACCAACACACGGCGUCUUCGAGCAAGAACCACAGUGGUUGACGUCUGUGGAGAGAUCUGUGCACGCGCCAUUACAGCACGCCGGAUUCAGCCCUACGCAUGGGAGAGCUGUGCACGAGCCGCAGUGUCCCAAGUCUACGCUGAGAUCUAUGCAGGUACCACCACAACAUGCUGGUCUGGUGCCCGUACACUAG
Messenger RNA from Penicillium soppii, 444 nucleotides. RefSeq lists its product as uncharacterized. NCBI's taxonomy places the organism in Eukaryota, Fungi, Ascomycota, Eurotiomycetes, Eurotiales, Aspergillaceae. The record is from RefSeq and is a predicted model, not a curated record. Bases 1 to 444 code for a protein of 147 amino acids. The transcript is spliced from 2 exons.